CAGUCAAUCAGCACAGCAUGCAGGGGAAGCGGGAAGUCAUGUGGCCAAGAUUAAUAGCUAAUAAGAUCCUCCGAAGGAGACUGGGUGGCAACAAUUUCGUAGCAGAUUUUCCGGACAAUACCGAGACUUUGCUGGAAAUUCCAAGCUCACAUCAUCAAUCUUCAUCCCCUAAGAGAGACUUUAGUACUCAGAAGUACAAAGUAUUCGUUAGCACAUGGAACGUCGGAGGCAUAGCACCAACCGAGGAUUUGAACAUGGAGGAUUUGCUCAACACCCAAAGCAACCCUUGUGACAUUUACGUUCUUGGUUUCCAGGAGGUCGUGGCUCUAAACGCUGGCAAUGUUCUAGGCUCUGAAAACAGUAGAGUUUCCAUGAAAUGGAAUUCUUUGAUCAGAACAGCUCUGAACAAGAAAGCAUCUCCCUCAGAUAAACGACAAGAUGCUAAUAAAAUAGAACUACAGAAAGUUUAUCCUGUGAAGGAUGACAGUUUAAUAGAAAGCAAUGCCCCACGAGAUUAUCGAUGCAUAAUAAGUAAGCAGAUGGUCGGAGUACUGGUAUCAGUCUGGGUUAGAAGUGACCUCCACAGAUACAUCCGGCAUCCAAGCGUCUCAUGCGUGGGUUGCGGUAUCAUGGGUUGCCUUGGAAAUAAGGGUUCAGUGUCCGUUAGAUUUUACUUGCAUGAAACGAGCUUCUGCUUUGUUUGUGGUCAUCUAGCUUCUGGAGAGAAAGAAGGCGAUGAGAAGCAUAGAAACUCAAACGCUGCAGAAAUAUUAUCACGGACAAGCUUUCCUCGCGGCCCUUCACUGGAUUUGCCAAGAAAAGUUCUAGAUCACGAUCGGGUAAUUUUGCUUGGCGAUUUGAAUUAUAGAAUCUCUCUAUCAGAGGCCACGACAAGAUCGUUAGUCGAGAAAGGAGAAUGGGAUGUCUUAUUAGAAAAUGAUCAGCUAAAGACUGAGCUCACGGAGGGUCAUGUAUUCGAUGGAUGGCUUGAAGGAGUUAUCAAAUUCAGACCCACAUACAAAUACUUUCCAAAUUCCGAUGUAUACUAUGGCUGUGUUCAAGGUAGAAAAGGCGAAAAGAGACGAACUCCUGCUUGGUGCGAUAGGAUUCUUUGGUUCGGCCAGGGGUUGAAGCAAAACCAGUACAGUAGAGGUGAAUCAAAGCUGUCUGAUCACAGGCCCGUCUGGGCAGUUUUCACCACAGAGGUCGACGUCUUAAGAACCUCCAAAGGAUUUGAUAGCUGCUACUGCUUGUCACACAGACUUUAGCGAAUACCAACCAAUUUUGAGGUGUACCCACGAGUUGGGUUUUUUGUUUAAUUAAUGGUAGAUCGAUCAAGUUUCCAGGUUUAACAAUAAGCAGCAUUUUUUAUCAUGCUGUGAGUCUUUGAGCUUAAUUAAUAUGAGAAACUUCCAAAGAUCAUUAUUGUAUUAGCUAGCUUGCUCUUAACUGUACAGUUAAUUAUCAUUUAUCUAUCUUCUUUUCUAUGCA
Nelumbo nucifera (sacred lotus) is the source of this 1491-nucleotide messenger RNA. Its product is annotated as type IV inositol polyphosphate 5-phosphatase 9-like. Gene Ontology annotation, molecular function: phosphatidylinositol-4,5-bisphosphate 5-phosphatase activity; inositol-polyphosphate 5-phosphatase activity; phosphatidylinositol-3,4,5-trisphosphate 5-phosphatase activity. The record is from RefSeq and is a predicted model, not a curated record. Gene Ontology annotation, biological process: phosphatidylinositol dephosphorylation. NCBI's taxonomy places the organism in Eukaryota, Viridiplantae, Streptophyta, Magnoliopsida, Proteales, Nelumbonaceae.